AUGGAACUGAGGUGCAGGAUGAGGACCACCAAGUGCCAGCUGCUGGUGACCAGCCUCUGUGUCAUGCUGCUGGGGCUCUCCAUCGCCACGCUGAGCACAGUUGCCCACUAUGGGCACCGUUUCACCCUCAUCAGCAACAUUUCCCUGGACAGCAAUGCCUACAAGGUCAUCCACCACUCAGCUUUCUACUUUGGGAUCUGCCUGAGCAUGACCCUGAUCCUGGCAGCCCUGCUGAGCUCCGCUGCCACGGUGCGGGAAUCGCGGUGCCUCACCGCCAUGGGAUUUUUCUGUUUUGCUCUGGCCUUUUGUGGAUUGAUCCCAGCUGCCUGCUGGAGAUACACACACAGCACGGAGGUGGAAGACAGCAUGAUGGAUGUGUAUGAUUUCGUGUACGAGGAGGUGAGGAGGAACACCUCCAGCUUCAGGAGACAUGAACUGACUGCCAUCCAUGAAGCAUUCCUUUGCUGUGGGAAGCACUCUCCUUUUGGGGACACAACCGAUGUCGAGAACAAGACAUGCCCACCUGACCAAGUGCACAAUGAAGGACAGGACUGCCUGCAAGAGAUCCAGGACUUUCUGAAGAAGCACAUGGACUUUGUCUUCUCGCUCCUGGGCAUCGCCAUUGGUUUCACGGUUUAUGGGAUGUUCCUAACUUCAUUCCUUUGGUUCUCCAUCCACUUCAGCAGCAACCUGUACCGGAAAGGGAAAUACACCCUGCGGGAGAGGUAG
This is a messenger RNA of Melospiza georgiana, 729 nucleotides long. It is a transcript of the gene TSPAN32, whose product is annotated as tetraspanin 32. The transcript has 8 exons. The coding region runs from base 1 to 729 and encodes 242 amino acids. The record is from RefSeq and is a predicted model, not a curated record. NCBI's taxonomy places the organism in Eukaryota, Metazoa, Chordata, Aves, Passeriformes, Passerellidae. Gene Ontology annotation, cellular component: membrane.